Molecule: messenger RNA, 873 nt
Organism: Symbiodinium necroappetens
Lineage: Eukaryota; Dinophyceae; Suessiales; Symbiodiniaceae
Source: the annotation of a GenBank genome assembly
AUGCCGGACUCUACAGCCACAGCGAGCGAUGCCGUGGGACUACCAGCAGCUCCUGUGGAUGGAGGGACAGAAGGCAACAGCACCAGUGCAGGCGCCGAGGAUGAGGAGGAGAACCAGGAUGAGAACCAAUGGCGAUGGGGAGGAUGGCAUUCAGGCUGGUCAUGGGGUGGAUACUCUUCAUGGCAAUCCCGCUGGGAUCGAUGGGACACCCAGUCCGCCUCCUCGUGGUCCUGGAGCCCGCCUACACCGGCCAAGCCCUUGGUGGAGAUCCUUCCGGACUUUGUCCAGGGAUGGUAUCUGUUGUCAGACAGCGGUUUGGGAACCAGCGACAAGAACAUGAUCCAUACAGCCAUCCAAGGCGACUACUCCUUGCAACGAGUGGCACAAGAACUACGUUCACAGUGGGAUGAAACCAGCCUUCGGCAGAGGGAUGGACAUGGGCGGACCCAUGCGAGCUAUUUGGGCGAGGAUGAUGAGGGCGAGUCCGAGGCCGAGUACAACCAGGAGGGCUUCCAGGUGGACAACCUGACCGAGGAAGGACAAGCCCUGGUGGCGGAGACCGAGGAGGACAUCCAACACGCCAUGGCCAUCAUCCAACAAGGGAAGCGGACCUUGAAGGAAGCGAGGGCAAAGCAGCAACAGAUCAAGCUCUCGAGACAGUACUUCAAGAGCGGACCGCCACGCGGUACUUCCUACGGCAACAAUGGGAGCAACCGCUCGGGCAAUCCGGGUUGGAAGCCCGGACAGCCUCGAGAUGAUACAAAGAUGCAGUGCCUCAAGUGCGGCCAGAUCGGACAUCGGGCAGCGAACUGUCCGAAGAAGGACGCCUCAGCAGGACAAGCUCAGUUGGCGGAGACCGAGGAGAACGAGCAG